ACGACCCGGCAGAAGGAAGCCCGCCGGAUGCUUCUCAACGGACGGUCUCUCCCUCCUAUAUUUGCGAUGCGGAGCGGUUGGAACAGCUUCUCAUUCCAAAAUCCGCACAGCAAAAAUCACUUAGCUAGAGAGAAAGAGAGAGAUGGCGGAGCUGUUCGUGAAGCAAGCCCAGCAAUACGUGGCGGCUCGGCCGAGCUAUCCGCCGCAGCUCUUCCGUUUCAUCGCCUCCAAGACGCCCGCCCGCGACCUCGCCUGGGACGCCGGCACCGGCAGCGGCCAGGCCGCCCAAUCCCUUGCGGAGAUCUACGGCAAUGUCGUGGCCACGGACACGAGCCCGAAGCAGCUCGAGUUCGCCCCGAGGCUCCCCAACGUCCGGUACGAGCUCACUUCCCCGGUCAUGUCGAUGGCCGAGCUGGAUCGGAAGGUCUCGGCCGCAUCGAGCGUCGACCUCGUGACGGUCGCGCAAGCCCUCCACUGGUUCGACCUCCCCACUUUCUACCGCCAGGUGAAGCACGUCCUCAAGAAGCCCCACGGCGUGAUCGCCGCGUGGUGCUACACGAUCCCGGAGGUCGACGGCCCAGUCAACUCCGUGUUCCGCCGGUUCUACUCCGUGGACUCGAAUCCGUACUGGGACCCGGCCCGGAAGCUGGUGGACAGCGAGUACAGGGGCAUCGAUUUCCCGUUCGAGCCGGUCGAGGGGAUGGAGGACACGGGGCCGGUCCGGUUCGUGACGGAGAGGACCAUGGGGGUGGAGGAUUUCCUCACGUACAUAAGGUCGUGGUCGGGGUACCAGACGGCGAAGGAGAAGGGCGUGGAGCUCCUGAGCGGCGACACGGUCGAGAGGUUCCGGCGGGCUUGGGCGGAUGACGGCGAGGACAAGAAGGUCGUCAAGUUCCCGGUUUUUCUCAAGAUCGGAAGGGUGGGCAGCGCGUGAGAAUCGCGCUUACAAAUUUGGCGUGCGAAUAAAAUAAUGCGGCGUGCGAAUAAAAUAAUGUGGGGCUAGGAGCCUUCAUUUGACUUCUGCAUCACAUUAUUUGCAAUGGCGACACCUUCCCAUUUGACCUUAAA
Molecule: messenger RNA, 1068 nt
Organism: Eucalyptus grandis
Lineage: Eukaryota; Viridiplantae; Streptophyta; Magnoliopsida; Myrtales; Myrtaceae
Product: putative methyltransferase DDB_G0268948
Exons: 2
Coding region: 143-934 (263 amino acids)
Molecular function (GO): S-adenosylmethionine-dependent methyltransferase activity
Source: RefSeq, a predicted model, not a curated record